ACUGCCACAAAGCCUUUGCAUUGGUUGUGCGGCCGCCGACGGAGCAAAGCAAUCUAUUGUUCACUUUUCAAAUAACAACGGAAGAACCUCUCAAGGAGGAUUGGCUGAAGAUGCUGUGUCGGCAUGUAGCAAACACAAUAUGCAAAGCAGAUGCUGAAAAUCUUAUUUAUGCCACUGAUCCUGAUUCUAUUGAAGUAAACACGAAAGAUGUGGAUAGUACAUUGAGGAGAGCAUCACGGGCCAUAAAGAAAACCUCGAAGAAGGUUACCCGAGCGUUCUCUUUUUCCAAGACCCCAAAGAGAGCGCUUCGGAGAGCUUUGAUAGCCCACAACAGCGUAGACGGAAAGAAUUUCUGCACCACCAGUGAAAGCUUUUCAGGGAGCCGCCUUGCCAGUACUUCAUCUUUAGCGAUGAUGCGUACUGCUUCUACAUACAGCUUAAAUGGACCAAUUAAACACUCCCUUAACAUACAACGUUCCAACUCUAUUGACGGGACCUCCCAAAAUAUUAGAUCUCGACCUCUAGUCCGUUCUUCCCAUGAUCUAGAAGGACGAAUGGCUUCCAGCUCUCAAAACCUAAAGAGCUGCUCUCUGACCAGUUGUUAUCCAAUCACCAGCAGUGAUGAAGUUUAA
Messenger RNA from Protobothrops mucrosquamatus (brown spotted pit viper), 632 nucleotides. RefSeq names its product protein ECT2. Gene Ontology annotation, cellular component: cell cortex; nucleus. The transcript has 4 exons. Gene Ontology annotation, molecular function: GTPase activator activity; guanyl-nucleotide exchange factor activity. The record is from RefSeq and is a predicted model, not a curated record. The annotation marks the transcript as partial. Lineage: Eukaryota; Metazoa; Chordata; Lepidosauria; Squamata; Viperidae. Gene Ontology annotation, biological process: nervous system development; mitotic cytokinesis; activation of GTPase activity.